GUCAGCUUUAAUCAACAGCCCCAAGUCUGAAGUGUCACAGAACCAACAGAGAGCCGACGAAGAUGGACGUAGUCCUGCUGCUCCUCAUGGCUGCAUCAGGGCUGAGCGCCGUCUCAGCAGAGUUCCUUCGCCGGCUCUAUUUUGUUAGUACACAGAGGAACAUGACUGAAGCUCAGAGGUACUGCAGAGAAAAAUACAUUGACCUGGCAACUAUAAAAAGCACGCAGAGCGUGAGCUUCCUGAACAGCACGGCAGCUAACUUUUACUGGAUCGGGCUGUAUGAUGACGUGAACAGCUGGAGGUGGUCACUGUCAGACACCAGAUUCUACAGAAACGGGGAGACAGAGUUCAGACAGUGGGGGACUCAACAACCAGACAACCUUAACAGCACAGACUCGCUUUAG
Molecule: messenger RNA, 404 nt
Organism: Acanthopagrus latus (yellowfin seabream)
Lineage: Eukaryota; Metazoa; Chordata; Actinopteri; Spariformes; Sparidae
Product: C-type lectin domain family 10 member A-like
Exons: 4
Coding region: 63-404 (113 amino acids)
Source: RefSeq, a predicted model, not a curated record